AUGGGAGGCAAGAAAGCUGCUGGUGAGAACUCCAAGAAGGUUGCUGGCAAUGCCCGCAAAGCCGAGGCUGCCGCUGGAAAGAAGGCUCAAUCGGACGCCAAGGUUGCCGUGGAGGAAGAGAAGCAAUGGUCCAAGGGAUCCAAGAGCAACGCUAAGAAGGAAGAUGCCGAUGCCAAGAAGGCCGAUGCUGCCCGCAAGAAGGCCGAACGCGAUGCCAUGCUCGCCGAAGAAGAAGCCUCCCAACCAUCCAAAGCUAAGGGUGCCGGCGCAAAGACUGCGCAAAAGAAGUCUCGUGGCCUCGACCUUGGCCAACUCGAUGACACCCCAAGUGGCAAGCCGGGCUCUCUCAAUGCCUCCGGUAUCGACAAUGCCUUAGAUGCUCUUUCGUUGACAGGCAAGGACACUUCGAAGGUCGAGAAGCACCCGGAGCGACGAUUCAAGGCCGCCUUUGCUGCUUUCGAGGCCCGCCGUCUACCCGAGAUCGAGGAGGAGAACCCUGGCCUGCGCCGACAACAGCGUAUUGAUCUGUGCCGGAAGGAAUUCGAAAAGAGCGAGGAAAACCCCUUCAACCAGGUGCACGUCAAGGUCAAUGCGACCAAGGAAGAAAUUUCCCAGAUGCGGGACCAGGAGCGUUCGAAGACUGAGGCCAGACUUGGAAGAUAA
Messenger RNA from Penicillium waksmanii, 663 nucleotides. Its product is annotated as DUF1014 domain protein. The transcript has 3 exons. The coding region runs from base 1 to 663 and encodes 220 amino acids. The record is from RefSeq and is a predicted model, not a curated record. Gene Ontology annotation, biological process: transcription by RNA polymerase II. Lineage: Eukaryota; Fungi; Ascomycota; Eurotiomycetes; Eurotiales; Aspergillaceae. Gene Ontology annotation, molecular function: transcription coactivator activity. Gene Ontology annotation, cellular component: nucleus.